GAUUAACUAAAGGACAGGAUGACUAUAAAAUACAUAGAUGUCGACAGACCGUUACAGAUCACUGUAUCCAUUGGACAGGAAGACUGCCUGAAGUAAGGAAAAUGUCAAACUCUUACUAUCCUGCUUAUCAAAAGGGAGAUGUGGAAUUUGUCCGGACAGGAUACGGGAAAGAUGUGGUGAAGGUCCUCACGAUCAGGAGAGAGGGAAAGCGUCAUUACAUCAAAGAGUUUGAAGCAAACAUUCAGCUUACACUGAAGACCUUAAAGGAUUACAUGCAUGGAGACAAUUCUGAUAUUAUUCCGACGGACACAAUGAAAAAUACCAUUCACGCCUUGGCUAAGCUCAAAGGAAUUCGAACGAUUGAAGAAUUUGCCGUGGAUAUUUGUGAUCACUUCUUGACUUCUUUUCGACAUGUUAGACGGACAAUGGUCUACAUUCAGGAGGCACCUUGGAAGCGCCUGCAGAAAGACGGUGCAGGCCAUGCACACGCCUUUGUUCACACUCCUGAAGCAACACGUUUUUGUGAAGUUGAACAGAUUGAGAAUGAACCCCCCGUGAUUCAUUCUGGAUUGAAAGACAUGAAAGUCUUAAAAACAACACAGUCUGGCUUUGAGGGAUUCCGAAAAGAUCGAUUCACUACGCUGCCUGAAGUGAGGGACAGAGUGUUCUCCACCGUUGUGUUUGCUAAAUGGCGUUACAGUCGGCCCAGACAUGUCAACUUUGAUGCUGCCUGGAAUAGCGUGAAGGAUGCUAUCAUUGAGACAUUUGUUGGUCCCUAUGACUCUGGAAUAUACUCUCCGUCUGUCCAGAAGUCCCUCUAUGAUGCUCAGUGCCUCUGUUUGAGCAGAGUUCCAGAGAUGGAAGAGAUUGAAAUGGUCAUGCCUAAUAAACAUUACUUUACAAUUGAUAUGACGAAAUUUGGAAUUCAUGAAAAUAAUGAGGUUCUAUUGCCUUUGGAUAACCCCUCAGGAAAUAUUUCGGGCACUGUACGGAGGGGAUUCACAUCCAAACUGUAGCAGAAGACGGUGCAUGAGAAAGAAAGCAAAGAGAGGAGGAGAGAUUAAACAUUGAAGUGUCAUUGGUGACUCAAAUGCUCAAAUUUAAAAAGGAAAUGAACAAAUCCCACAUUGCCCAGUGCAACACAGAUUAAAUUAGAAGUUUGGUCACAGGUUAAGUGCCAAAUCUUUGCAAAUGUGUUUACCUUUAUAAAACCUGAGGGUAGAAUGUUAAGUCAACGUUUUAAUGUUGGAAUAAACACAAGGUCAGAAGUCACACGACAUCAGGUUAGAGUCCAAAGGUUUGUUUGAAAUCAUAAGCUUUCGGCGCACUGAAGUUUCACCUGAUGAAGGGGCAGUUCUCUGAAAGCUUGUGAUUUCAAAUAAACCUGUUGGAUGAUAACCCUAGUGUCGUGUGACUUCUGACCUUGUCCACCCCAGUCCAACACCAGCACCUCCACAUCAGGAAUAAACAGCUACUGGUACAGCAUUAGAUAGUCUAAUGAUGAAAUGUACUUGGAUGAGCACUUGAAAUGUCAGGACAUUCAGGGUCAGGAGCCAAGUGCUAGAAAAUGGGACAAUUCAGACUUGAUGGGCCGAAGGGCCUCUUCAGUGCUGUACGACUCUACAACAGACCAGCUCAUAUGUAUGGACUGUACCCUCCCACGGUUUUUCCAAAACACAUCUCCUACAAUAUUCGUCAAGGAACACCAAGCACAGGCAACCAGGCUUUAACCAACACCAUAUUAUUUAAAAAAACAUCAAUGUAACAUUUUUUUCUCUUAAGCAACACGUAUAAAUACUUUCAAUGUACAUCUGUAUGCAAAUUAAGAUGACCGAUUACAAUACAAUAAGUCAAUAAAAUCUGCAGUUAUUAUA
This is a messenger RNA of Chiloscyllium plagiosum (whitespotted bambooshark), 1874 nucleotides long. It is a transcript of the gene uox, whose product is annotated as urate oxidase. Gene Ontology annotation, cellular component: peroxisome. Gene Ontology annotation, molecular function: urate oxidase activity. The record is from RefSeq and is a predicted model, not a curated record. NCBI's taxonomy places the organism in Eukaryota, Metazoa, Chordata, Chondrichthyes, Orectolobiformes, Hemiscylliidae. Gene Ontology annotation, biological process: purine nucleobase catabolic process; urate catabolic process.